GACCGCAUCCCGACCGGACUCACCUGAGCCCUGGCAGGGGCUAGGGUCUCUGAGGAGCUGACAGCCCAGCUUCUUGUGGUCCAUGAAAGCGGUGAUGGCCUCCAGCGGGAAGGUCUGCCGGCAGCGGCCGCAGCCAGGACUAUGCAGACUCCACUGACCAUUCCUGUGCCUGUGCUCCGCCUCCCCCGGGGCCCUGAUGGCUGGAGCCGAGGCUUUGCCCCCGAUGGACGCAGGGCCCCCCUGAAGCCAGAGGUUCCUGGAAUCCCAGAGUCUCCCGGAGUUCCAGAAUCCCAGGAAUCCCAGGAACAGCGGGCCCGAGCCGCCCUUCGGGAACGCUACCUCCGCAGCCUGCUGGCCAUGGUGGGCCGCCAGGUGAGCUUCACAUUGCACGAGGGCGUGCAUGUGACUGCCCACUUCGGAGCCACUGACCUGGACGUGGCCAACUUCUACGUGUCGCAGCUGCAGACUCCGAUAGGUGUGCAGGCUGAGGCGCUGCUCCGGUGUAGCGACAUCAUUGCAUACACCUUCAAGCCCUAAAGACAUUAUUAUGUUCUGCCUUGGGCCUAGCCACAAUGUCCCGGGCCUCCGAAUGAUCCUGAGCCCAGAACAACAGGCCCCAUAGAGUUCUGAACUCCUUCAGCAUUUUGAACCAAGCUCCAAGCAACCGGUUUCUUGGAUCCUCCAGGGUCUAGUCAGUAAAAUUCUGCAACCCCAGGAGCUCCAGAUCGUGUUGAAAGGGAAGCUCUACCUCACAGAACUCUAAACUGGACAGAAACAUGGGCCUCAUGCCAAACCCUGAGGACUGGGGAGGCGGAGGGGGACUGCGGGAAGGCAAAUGGCAGAGUGGUUAAUUGUUGAUUAAGGAAGUUACAAAGUUCAGCCACCCUGAAGAUGCUCCCCAAUACUCCCCUCCUGCCAAAGAACCAAUACUCCCAGGAAAA
Molecule: messenger RNA, 941 nt
Organism: Equus caballus (horse)
Lineage: Eukaryota; Metazoa; Chordata; Mammalia; Perissodactyla; Equidae
Gene: GEMIN7
Product: gem nuclear organelle associated protein 7
Biological process (GO): spliceosomal snRNP assembly
Cellular component (GO): SMN-Sm protein complex
Molecular function (GO): RNA binding
Source: RefSeq, a predicted model, not a curated record